GAAAUAUUCUUAAUGUGUUUGGGUUGCCAAGACAGCCUGAAGAUCUUGCUUGACCUAAAGGUAGAUGAGCAGGUAUUAAUCACCAUGUAUAAUGUUUCCAUGGGAAAAUAGUAUAUUCAUUGUCAGUAACUAACAAACCUUUAAAUCGCAGAUCAUGUAUUGUCUUUAAGUUGAUGGUUUCAGUGUCUUUCGUGCUCACUGGCCAUUUCACCUACAGGAGUGAUGAUUUUGAAACUACCUUUUCUGAAGAGAAGAGGAGGGGGUGUAGACCCAACCGUCAAAGAGCGCCUAUGGUUGACACUCUACUGGCCCAGGGAUCAGCCAACGCAGCUGGUGUCCAGUUGUUUUGGGGGUGAACUGCUGCUUUGGGAUCUCACUCAGUCUUGGAGACGGAAAUAUACCCUCUUUAGCACUUCAUCAGAAGGACAGAAUCAUUCCAGAAUCGUGUUUAAUUUAUGUCCUUUGCAAACUGAGGACGACAAGCAGCUGCUUCUUUCCACAUCAAUGGAUAGAGAUGUAAAAUGUUGGGACCUGGCCACACUGGAGUGCUGCUGGACCCUGCCUUCCCUCGGUGGGUUUGCCUACAGCCUAGCUUUCUCUCCUGUGGAUGUGGGCUGUUUGGCUAUAGGCGUUGGGGAUGGCAUGAUCCGUGUGUGGAACACUCUCUCCAUAAAGAACAACUAUGAUGUGAAAAACUUUUGGCAGGUCAAGUCCAAGGUUACAGCGCUGUGCUGGCACCCAAACAAGGAAGGUUGCUUAGCAUUUGGAACAGAUGAUGGAAAAGUGGGAUUGUAUGACACCUACUCCAGCAAACCUCCCCAGAUUUCUAGCACAUAUCAUAAGAAGACUGUGUACACGUUAGCUUGGGGACCACCCGUAUCCCCAAUGUCACUUGGUAAGUAUCUUGACAAUAAACAUCCUUUUUAUGCCAACCACUUCAACCAAAAUGAUACUGUGUACAAAUUGCCUGUACACACAGAGAUCAGCUGGAAAGCAGAUGGCAAAAUCAUGGCUCUUGGCAAUGAAGAUGGAUCAAUAGAAAUAUUUCAGGUUCCCAACUUACGACUGAUCUGCACCAUCCAACAGCAUCACAAGCUUGUGAAUACCAUUUCCUGGCAUCAGGAUCAUGGCAGCCAGCCUGAGCUGAGCUAUCUGAUGGCCUCUGGCUCCAACAAUGCCGUCAUUUAUGUGCACAAUCUGAGAACUGUCCUAGAGAGCAAUCCUGAGGCUCCAGUGACCAUUACAGAGCCCUACCGGACCCUCUCUGGACAUACGGCCAAGAUCACUAGUCUGGCAUGGAGCCCACAUCAUGAUGGAAGGCUGGUGUCUGCUUCCUAUGAUGGUACAGCCCAGGUAUGGGAUACUCUCCGAGAAGAGCCUCUUUAUAAUUUCCGAGGACAUCGAGGCCGACUGCUUUGUGUGUCAUGGUCUCCUUUGGAUCCGGAUUGCAUCUACUCAGGGGCAGAUGACUUCUGUGUAUACAAAUGGCUAACUUCCAUGCAAGUUCAUUCCCGGCCUCCUCAAGGCAAAAAAAGUAUUGAAUUAGAGAAAAAACGGCUCUCUCAACCUAAGCCAAAGGCCAAAAAGAAGAAAAAGCCCACCUUCCGUGUGCCUGUAAAGCAAGAGUCAUUUGACGGGAACGAAGAAGAGGGCAUAAAGGAGAACUCAGGACCUGUUGAAAAUGGAGUGUCAGACCAGGAAGGGGAGGAAGAAGCACAGGAGCCAGAGUCACCCUGUGGCCUUGCUUUAGUGGUUUCUAGAGAACCAGUUAUUAGUACUCCAGUUUCCUCAGGCUUUGAAAAGUCAAAAGGCACUAUUAAUAACAAAGUCAUUUUACUGAAAAAGGAGCCACCUAAAGAGAAGCCAGAAGCCUUAAUCAAAAAGAGAAAAGCUCGUUCCAUGCUUCCUCUGAGCACAAGCCUGGACCAUAGGUCCAAAGAAGAGCUUCAUCAUGACUGUUUGGUGCUAGCAACUGCAAAACACUGCAGAGAGCUAAAUGAGGAUGUGUCUGCUGAUCUUGAGGAAAGAUUUCACCUGGGGCUUUUCACAGAUAGGGCUACCUUGUACAGAAUGAUUGAAACUGAAGGAAAAGGUCACUUGGAAAAUGGCCACCCAGAAUUAUUUCACCAGCUUAUGCUUUGGAAAGGAGCAGAAAAACAAACAGCAGCAGAAAGAGGGGAGCUGACAGAUAAUCUUGUGGCUAUGGCACCAGUAGCUGGCUACCAUGUAUGGCUAUGGGCUGUGGAAGCCUUUGCCAAACAGUUGUGUUUCCAGGAUCAGUAUGUCAAAGCUGCCUCUCAUCUGCUUUCUAUUCACAAAGUGUAUGAAGCUGUGGAGCUGCUCAAGUCAAACCACUUUUACAGGGAAGCUAUUGCAGUUGCCAAGGCUCGGUUGCACCCAGAGGACCCAGUCCUGAAGGAUCUGUACCUCACCUGGGGAACCAUCCUAGAAAGAGAUGGGCAUUAUGCCAUAGCAGCCAAAUGCUAUUUAGGAGCCACUUCCCCUUAUGGCGCCAAAGUUUUGGCAAAAAAAGGGGAUGCAGCCUCACUUAAAACAGCGGCGGAGCUGGCUGCGAUCGUAGGAGAGGAUGAGUUGUCUGCUUCUCUGGCUCUCAGAUGUGCCCAAGAGCUGCUUCUAGCCAAGAAUUGGGUGGGAGCCCAGGAAGCCUUGCAGCUACAUGAAAGCCUACAGAGUCAGAGACUGGUGUUUUGCCUGCUUGAGCUCCUGUGCAGGCAUCUGGAGGAAAAACAGCUUCCAGAAGGCAGAGGCUUCUCUUCUUACCACGCUUGGGCCAUAGGCACCGAAGGUCCCUUUGUGCAGAGAGUGACUGCAGUGUGGAAGAGCAUCUUCAGCCUGGACACCCCAGAGCAGUAUCAGGCUGUCUUUCAGAAGCUGCAAAACGUCCAGUAUCCAUCUGCCACAAAUAACACUCCCUCCAAACAGCUCCUGCUUCAUAUUUGCCAUGACUUGACCUUGGCAGUGCUGAGCCAACAGGUGGCCUCCUGGGAUGAGGCUGUGCAAGCACUUCUUCGGGCUGUGAUCCGGAGCUACGACUCUGGGAACUUCACCAUCAUGCAGGAAGUCUACUCGGCCUUCCUCCCUGAUGGCUGUGACUACCUAAGAGACAAACUGGGUGACCAUCAAUCCCCAGCCAUACCAGCUUUCAAAAGUUUGGAGGCCUUUUUUAUUUACGGGCGUCUGUAUGAAAUCUGGUGGUCUCUCUCCAGGCCUUGCCCUGAGUCCAGUGACUCGGCGAGGGCUGGUCGUGGGAGGACUCUCUCUGUUGAGCAGCUGGACAGUGCCAGGGCUGAAGAGACUGACCCUGAAGCUGCUCCUCAGCCAGAGCCAAGCAGACCUGCAGAACUACUAUUGAGACUCACAGAAGAAAGUAAGCGAGUGCUAAGUGCUUGUAAGGAGCUCUUUUCAGAAAAGUAUGCCAGUCUCCAGAACUCACGCAGAACUGUUGCUGAAGUCCAAGAGACUUUAGCAGAAAUGAUCCGUCAACACCAGAAAAGUCAGCUCUGUAAAUCCACAGCCAAUGGUCCUGAUAAGAAUGAACCUGAACAGGAAGAAGACCUUGCUAGUCCUCAGAGCCAGUGUAAAGAAGAAAAAAAUGAGAUGGUCUCUCUGCCUGAAUUAACCAAAAGGCUUACGGAGGCAAACAAAAGAAUGGCUGACUUUCCUGAGAGUAUUAAGACCUGGCCCUUCCCAGAUGUGCUGGAGUGCUGCCUCGUCCUGCUUCAUAUUGGGUCCCAGUACCCUGGUUGUGUGACCCAAGAAAUGCAACAACAGGCCCAAGAACUCCUUCAGAAAUACAGCAACACUAAAGCUUACAAAAGACACUGCCAGACCUUCUGCACGUGAACUUUCAGGGACCUUGCAGAAACUGUGCCACAGAAUUAUUGACAUCUUUCAACUCUGCAGUUAUACCUCGCCAGGCAUUCACUCUGAUCCCUAGAUGUGUUUGCAGUAAUCCAGACUAAUACAGUGAGGGUGGUUAAGCUUGAAUCAACUGUCUACCCUUAGACACAGUGGAGUCUGACUUGGAACUCAAAAUCAUGGGAAGCCAGCAAUAGUUGCUCAGAACUAAUACCUGCAGAGUGAUUAUGUCAUCUCUAAAGCCUUAUGCAGGUUUCACCCAAAGAGGAGAAACUUUUGUAACCACCCAAAGUGUUAUGUUCUUGAACACAGUUACCUUUAUAAAUACUUGACCUGAUCGUAAACAACUCAUUUUUGUUGAAGGUGGAAUUGCCACAUUUUAUGGCUAUUGGUAUAGUUUUGUUUUUAAUUAUUUUUAUUAACCUAAGUUCUCCCACAUAUACUCUUUCCAAGACUCAAGUUUGAAUGUGAUAUAGGCCUUUCUCAUCAUGUUGACUCUUGAUCCUUCAUCUGAACUUUAGGUUGAAAGUUUGAAUUUAUUGUUUUACAGAAUUGCUUAUUUGGACAAAUCAGUUACUAAAGCUUUACAGCAACAAAUAAUUAUCUCAAAUGUGUGUUAUCCCUUCAGUUUUGUGACAAAUGAUUGAUGGUGAUCCAUUAGCUCAGGAAGAAAUUAUUUCAGUGAUUCUUAAUCUUUUGUGGUCACAGAACCCUUUUGAGAAUUAAAACCACAAAUACUCUUUGGAGAAAAAUGCAUAUUCUUAAUUUUAUGUAUAUAAGUUUUGGAUCAUUGGACUACAGUCUUACCACAAAGGAACCCUAAUACUAUUUAAUUACAAAUUGUUUUUUUUUUCUUUAAUAUUUUUAGUUGUAGAUGGACACAAUACCUUUGUUUAUUUAUUUUUAUGUGGUGCUGAGGAUCAAACCCAGGGCCUCAUGUGUGCUAGGCAAGCGCUCUACCACUGAGCCCCAACCCCAGCCCCUGUAAAUUCUUAUUCUUCCUUCUGCAGAUUUAAACAGUUGAACAAUAUUUCAUAUCCAGUUACUAAGACAGGAAAAUUAGACAAUCUCAGGUGGGGGAGGGAGUACUCCUUCCCAAUAAUUUAACUGUUUUCUUUUAAGAUUCAUUGUGAAGGCUUUUUUGCUUGGGUAUCUAGUUUUUCAAUUAAUUCCUAAGGUUGGAGUUGUAAAAGCAGCAAGAAUGAAAUUAACAGGGACUCUCAAAUAAGAAAAAGGCUUGAGAGACAGUUUUGUUUAAAAGACAUUUUUAAGUGCCUAGCUUUAAUGUUUAAAAAAAUGCUAAAUCACAAAAAGGAAAUACAGUAAAAUUUAAAUCCUCAUAGUCCUUUACAUAGUAACUGAACUUUAAUAAGAAGAUGCAGUGGUCCUAAGGGUAGAGAAUCUUUGAAUGCAAAGAUAAAUGGGUGUGGCUAACUGCAGACUAGAUGGCAGGUUCCACAACAAAUUAAAAAAAAAUGUAUUCCCUUCCAACUUGAGUAAUGAGCAGUUAUUAAACUAGAAAUUCCAAACUCCUGUGUGAUUCACUAAAACAUUACCUGUGGGAGGAGGAACUCUGCACAAAUACAAAUACUGCUUGGUAAGACCCAAGAAUUGCUACUUGAAAACUGCAAUAAAAACAAGGCUGUCUCCUAUC
This is a messenger RNA of Marmota monax (woodchuck), 5533 nucleotides long. RefSeq names its product gem-associated protein 5-like. The record is from RefSeq and is a predicted model, not a curated record. Gene Ontology annotation, molecular function: protein binding. Lineage: Eukaryota; Metazoa; Chordata; Mammalia; Rodentia; Sciuridae.